Carcharodon carcharias (great white shark) is the source of this 4251-nucleotide messenger RNA. RefSeq names its product zinc transporter ZIP6-like. Gene Ontology annotation, cellular component: membrane. Lineage: Eukaryota; Metazoa; Chordata; Chondrichthyes; Lamniformes; Lamnidae. The transcript is spliced from 10 exons. Gene Ontology annotation, biological process: intracellular zinc ion homeostasis; zinc ion import across plasma membrane. The record is from RefSeq and is a predicted model, not a curated record. Bases 123 to 2291 code for a protein of 722 amino acids. Gene Ontology annotation, molecular function: zinc ion transmembrane transporter activity.
CGACCGCUCGCGCUGAUUGUACGUCAGUGGCUGGUGAGCGUGUCCGAGGGCUCAGUCUGGGCGGUCAGUGUCCGAGAGCUCAGUCGGGGACGGUCAGUGUCUGAGGGCUCAGUCCGGGCGGAAUGACUCCAGUAAUGAGGUAUCCACCUUCCGGUUUUUUCUUGACCUGCCUGGCGGUUUUCUUUUGGAAUGAAUGCUGUGCUCAUGCCGACCAUGACGCUGAAUGCACAGCGACUGGUGAACAUGACCAUCUACCUCUGCCGGAUGUGACCACCACAGGUAUGGACAGGUACAGGGCGGUGUUUGAGCAGAAUUACUACCUGCACAAACUUUUUGACCAGUACGGAGAAAAUGGCACCCUGACGGUGGAAGGGUUGGAGAAGCUCCUGUGCAACAUCGGAGUCGGUGGAGUCAGAAUGAAGAGAACUAAACACGAGCAUUUCGAUCACAUCUCAAAGAAACAUUCGAUACUAGCAGAAGGAAGCAUUCAUCGCCACUGCUGUCCAGAGUGUCGGCAUAUUUGGUUGAGAAUUGGCUUACAAAGCACUCCCAAAGAGACUGGAAUUUUUCCAAAGCGUAGCCACCUGUCAGGCCAGCACGCAUCAGGCACAACACCACCGGCAGUAAUCUCUGCUGGAGAUAAAUCUGGAACCAAAAGACACAUGAGACCAGCACGCAGCCCUGCAAGCGCAAUUCCAGCAAUGGCGGGUGCACAAAUGACAGCUGGGCUCAAAGCUGAGCUUGCCACGACUGACGGUUACAGCAUGGAUACAGCUGGCCAGCCACCGACUGAAUAUUCCGCUCACAAGGAUGGUAAGGAGGUUCAGAGAAGAAAUAAUCCACUUGAAAACCACACCAAUAAAGACCCGAAAGGAGAGGAGUGCCUGAAUGCAGACAAGUUACUCUCAUCCCAUGGGAUGACCCCACAGAUGACUCUGAAUGCAGAGCAGUUUGGAUACCUUUGCCCUGCACUCCUGAAUCAGAUAGAGAGCAAGGCUUGCAUUGCACAUGAAGCUCGGGAGAAACACUCAGCUUCCUCCUCUGCUGGGGCAGCUUGGAUUGGAGGCUUUGUGUCUGUCACUGUCAUCAGUCUGCUAUCCCUGUUGGGUAUAAUCUUCAUGCCCUUAAUGAAUAAGAUAUUCUUCAAGUUUCUCCUGACGUUCUUGGUUGCUUUAGCUGUUGGGACCCUUAGUGGGGACGCAUUUCUACAUCUCUUGCCACAUUCACAAAGCAUUCAUCACCAUGGUGUAGAGGACCAGGAUCACUUGGAUUCCGUUUGGAAAGGCCUCACUGCUCUUGGUGGUCUUUACUUUAUGUUUCUUAUUGAACAUCUUAUAACAUUGAUUAAACUGUACAAAGACAAAAAGAAGCAGAAGAAGCCUAGUCAGGAUGACCAGGAGGUAGAAGCUGAUAGAAAUGCAGAACCCCACGAAUCACAAGAGUUAUCUCAGGAUGAAAACCCAGAGGUGAAACAAUUUGCUGAUCCGGACGACUCUCUGGUUGAACCCAAGGAUCAGUCAAACCUUCACUCUCUAGAUUACAGUCAGAACUCCCUGACUCCAGAGCAAGAAGUGAUGAUUGCCCAUGCUCACCCUGAAGGCAAUUACAAUGCUUAUGUGCCCAGGGGGUGUGAGAACAAAUGCCACUCUCAUUUCCACGACACCAUAGGGAACGCCGAUGACUCUCAUCAUCACCACCACCGCUAUCACCACAUACUACAUCACCACCACCACCAGAACCACCAUCCCCAUAGUCACGGCCACUACUACUUUCAGGAGGAUCUGAAGGAUGCAGGAAUAGCAACCCUGGCUUGGAUGGUGAUCAUGGGUGACGGACUCCAUAACUUUAGUGAUGGUUUGGCUAUCGGUGCUGCUUUUACUGGAGGUUUGUCCAGUGGAUUGAGUACAUCUGUUGCUGUAUUCUGUCAUGAAUUGCCACAUGAACUGGGUGAUUUUGCCGUACUGUUGAAAGCUGGAAUGACAGUGAAACAGGCCAUACUGUACAAUAUCCUCUCUGCCAUGCUGGGAUACCUGGGCAUGAUAACUGGCACUGCCAUUGGCCAUUAUGCCGAAAAUGUCUCCACUUGGAUCUUUGCUGUUACUGCCGGCUUGUUCUUGUACGUGGCCCUAGUUGAUAUGGUUCCUGAAAUGCUUCACAGUGACGCUGGUGAUCAUGACUACAGCCAUGGGGCAUACUUCCUUUUACAGAAUGCUGGCAUGCUCCUGGGAUUUGGCAUCAUGCUGCUUAUUGCUGUAUUUGAACAUAAAAUUUUGUCAAUCGUAAGACUGUGAUGUUUUUGAGCUUGUCUGAAACCUGCAGGUACCCUGAAGCACUAGUGUUAUGUCUAUUUAUUUAUCCAGUGUCUGUAAUAAUGUAGUGAGGUAGUAACACUGUUGAUUGAUCUAUGCUAAUGAUGUGACAGUCUGAUAGGUGAUAGCUCUGUCACAAUUCAGGCCCAAAUCCACAUCCAUGCUUGCUGCAACUCCAGUUCCAAAGCCCACAGCCCAAAACCAGGUUUUCCCACACCUGUGCACAUGCUUUCACUAACACAUAUCUUCACCCUCAUCAAACUGGGACCAAUACCUUAAAGGGGGAAAUGUUAUCAGUUACAACAGGACAGGCUGAUGACCAGCGUGGCCAUAAGAUUUUCCUCAUUCUGUAUUUCUAACUCAGCCUCUCUCUACCCAGCAGACCCUCCAGCAGGGCCUGUAUUGCUCUGCUGUGUCCCCUUCCAAAAAGAUUUAAAAUGUUCAAAUUUAACACAGCAGCUAAGUAACGUAUGAGGUACAUAACAGAGACAGUACGAAGCAGGUUGACAAACCAGUCACCACACAGAAUCCAAAGAGUCAGAGACCCGGGUGCAGCAAUAACCAUAAAGGAAACUGAGAGUGGAAAACUAAAACACGAAGCACAUGGUGAAUAAUGAGAGAAACAUGGUGUUACUCAGGAGACUUCUGUUUGCUGUGCCAUACCACAGGCCCUCAAACAAAUCCUUGUUAAUAGUCAACUGGUUCUUUCCGCUAGUAAACCAAGAAUUUCUUCCUUCGGCCAUGGUUAAUGCAGUCUCAAAUUCUAAGGCAGCCUUAGACUUUUUGCAUUGGAACAAUGGUUGACCCAAAUUUAGUAAGGAAAAAGGAUCACUUGUUAUUUGCAAAUGUCAAAAAGUAAGCACUUGCCCCACUGCAAGUGGAAAAAUAAUGGUUCAGUUUUCAUUACUGGAAUUCAGAUUAAUGAAACCGUUUUGUUUUUUGUGUGUGUAAAGAUAAUGUGACUAUUCCAAGAGAAAACAUGUUAAGUUGCUUAUGGUGCCAAACUGUGAUGCGAUCUUUAGCUUAUUUGUGGGUUCCCCCCCCCCGCCCCCCCCCAUAAAUUGUUACUUUUGUUUUAAUGUCCAGCUUUUAUCCAAAGCUCUCUCUGAUGGGAGACAUUCGGUGCUGUUGGAAAAUACUGAUCAUUAUAACCAUGUAAUUGGAAAUUAGAUUUUAUUCCACAAAUAAAAUACAAGUGUAGAAUUCCAAACCAUUAUUAUAUUUUUUAAAAGUUGCAACUUUUGAAGGAAAAUUGUAUUCCUUGGCCAAAUUCUGUAGAAAAUAGAGCAGCAGAGAUCAGUGACUACAUUGUCAUCCUAUAAGAAGGCAGUGUGAAAGGUACACAGGGUCUCCCUUCAGCAUUUAAUUAGUUUUAUAAGAUGCACUGCCGUCUGUACUUAGAUGUGUUGUUACAAGCUGGACUUUAGUUCAGAACACUUGACAGGUUUUUUAAAGUAAAAUACUCCUGUUACGAAAAAUGAACGUUUAUAACUUGAUUGUUACAAACAUCCUUUAUUAUGUAUAUUUAUAAUCAGUAUAGUUACAAUAGAGGUGUUCGCACACGCUGUAAUGGAGUGAUGUUACAUUCCACUACUUUUUUCUAUCUAAUAGAUAAAUGUAGAAAGGAGGAUGAAAUGCAAUUGAACUUAGCGUAAAUAACUCCUAUAUAUUCUACAAUUUGAAAAUGAAAUUCAGGCUUGCAUUUAAAACAAACGUAUGUUACAGAAAAGGACUGGACUCAACUUUACUGUGUAUGCAAUCUUCUUACAGUCAUAUUGAAAGGGUGAAAAUGGUGUAUGUUGAAAGAAAACUAGUGAAGGGAGCUUAAUGAAAGCACACUGAGAGCUUGUUUCCUAUGGGUCUGUGGUUGUUGAUGAAGGACCAGACUGUUGAUGUAGUAAUUGCUGUUACUUUUGAAGAAUAAAGCACUGUUUUAGAUUUA